AUGGAUCAUAAUGAUAGAGAGAAUCCAACGAAUAACUAUUCUGUUAUAGAUGUGUUAUUGGGAAAUAAAAGUCGUAGUACAUGUGAUUUUGUUAAUGAUUUAUUAAGUAUACAAUCCUCAACAAAUACGAUUGUAAAUGAAACGUCUUUUGAUUGUAUCGUAGCAAUGUAUAUUAUUUAUGGCUAUAGUGUAGUUUUGCCACCUGGAGAAUCGAAUAUAACCUACGAAGUGCAUGAUAAAAUAAAUUUGUUAAUUGUCAAAAGCAAAGUUUUUUCUUUCCAUGAAAUUUUGGGAUCAAAUAGUGAAGAUAAGUUGAAUAGUGUAUCUACUGCAAAACUUUCCGUAAACAAUGAUAUUUUAAACACGGAAUCCUUAAUUGUAAAUUUAAAGUAUAAUUUAGAAAUUUUAAUCCCCGACAUAGUUUUGAUUAUAGAAUUUUCUAUUACCAUUGGUUGUAAUAAAGCAUCAUUUUUUGCAUGUUUACAAAAAAAUAACAAAUAUAUUUUUUGGGGUUUCAAUCCUCAAGAUAUAAGGGUAGAAAAUAAUAAUAUGGAUUUGAUAACAUUAGAUUCUUCAAAUUUAAAGGAUUUUUUUGAUCUUACAGUGACAAAGUAUAUUAAUCAUGAGGGAACUAUAACUAGCUUAAACGAACUUUCCACUCAUCUUGUUUCUUACCUCUCAGAAUACGCAAAUUUUAAUACGAAUACAGAAGACUUUUACGAAAUAUUAAAAAACCUUUACAAUUAUAUUAAGGCAAAUGUUAAUUCAAUAAGUCAGUUGUUUUUAAAAAAUGUAAAUAAAAUAACAGCCAGUAAGGUCGCAAACAUUCGUAAAUUAAAUGGUUUAUGUGUUGACAAAUGUUAUUUGGAUGCUACAAGUGUAAAAAGUAUUUUAUCACAUUCUUAUUUGGAUGAUGCAAUAAUCGAUUUUUUCAAUGAAUUCACGCAAAAAUAUAUAUUGAAAAGGUAUCAAAGAAAAAAUUGGGUAAUAUUAAACACUUUUUUUCUAAGAAAAAUUUUGCAAUACGAAGACUCUAAGGAAGCAUACAAAAACACUUGGAGGUGGACCAAAAAAUUUAAGCGUUCACUAUCAUUACAUGAUUUUAUUUUCAUACCAAUGAAUCAACAUGGUGUCCACUGGUCUCUUAUAAUCAUCGCAUAUCCUAAGUUUGCAAUAAGAAACAAAAACAAACGCUAUGAUAAAAAAGCAUCAAUCAUAUAUUUGGAUUCUCUGGGUAUAUCAAAACUGGAUGAAAAUAUAUCGGAAAUGUUGAAAAAUUACCUUCGUCAUGUAAGUAGAAUUAUAUGUACAUAUUUUCAUGAUCAGGAAUUUGAGAAUAAGUGUAAAGAGUUGCGUAGAAACGGUUUUGAGUUUAUAUGCAAUGAUACAGCAUGGGAAAGUGUAUGUAGUUCUAGGUAUACACCAUUGCAACAAAAUGGGCAUGAUUGUGGUGUUUACGUUAUAGAAUAUAUAAACCACCUGAUAGUACACCCGUCUACCUUCAAACAACUCAUUCCCAAGUACAUUGAAGAUGAUUCGUGGACAGGAAACUUGUGUUGUAAAAAAUGGUUCACACAAGGUCAAAUAAAUCAUAGAAGAGGAAAUAUGAAAGAAAUGCUGGUGUUCAUGAAGAACAAUCCAGAAUGGUCAUUCAAUGUUGAUUCUAUAGAGUUCCUUAUGAAUAAAAUGUUGCAAAAUGCUUAA
Theileria equi strain WA is the source of this 1704-nucleotide messenger RNA. RefSeq lists its product as hypothetical. The record is from RefSeq and is a predicted model, not a curated record. Gene Ontology annotation, molecular function: cysteine-type peptidase activity. The transcript is spliced from 3 exons. NCBI's taxonomy places the organism in Eukaryota, Apicomplexa, Aconoidasida, Piroplasmida, Theileriidae. Bases 1 to 1704 code for a protein of 567 amino acids. Gene Ontology annotation, biological process: proteolysis.